Molecule: messenger RNA, 3838 nt
Organism: Paramuricea clavata
Lineage: Eukaryota; Metazoa; Cnidaria; Anthozoa; Malacalcyonacea; Plexauridae
Source: the annotation of a GenBank genome assembly
AUGCAAGUCAAGAAACCAAACAAUUUUAUGGAGUGGAAGAGGACAUGGGAACUAUAUAAUAUUGGUAUUUCUGCUGACGGGACAUGGCGACGAAGCCUCCAUGGUGGUACGCAUAACCAAAACGAAGCAUACAAUGCACCCAUUCCAGUCUUCCUACUGUUGAAUUGGCUACCUAUCUUGCAGUUGGUCACUUCAAUGAUGGAUCCAGAACAAUUUUAUCUGUUUUGGAAAAUCUUAGUGUUGACCCUGGAAUCUAUUCUACCAAAGCCUGUAAGAAGAUUGAUAUUGACCGGAUUUGGCGCUCGGGCUAAAAGAGCUCUGAUGCAUCUAAAAAGCGCCGCAGAAAAAUUAUACAGUAGAAAAAGGGGCAUAAUGAAACCCAGGAAGCAAAAGAGGAACCCCAGUAUGAGGCUGGUGCUUUCUAAUUGGGAACAUGAACUUUGGUUCAAGUUUAACAUAUAAAUCAAACUUCAGAGUGAUUUUUCUCAUUUUUGAGAAUUUGAAUGUUCCGAGAGCCAAUAAUUGCAAUAUCUUGAGAAGUAUUUUACAUAUAAGCCUGAAAUUUUCACUGUGAAUUCAUACAAGUAUUAGCUGUGCAAUGACCUAUUAUUUUCCUGUUUGACUACCCCAAACAAUAUUUAGAGCCUUUGGACAACAUGUUGUUGGAGAAUUUUUCUUACCAAUUUUGAGAAAGGCCAAAAUAUAUGAAAGCAUUAGAAUAUCUGGAAAAUAAUAGGUCAUUGCACAGCUUUUGUAUUACACAUAUCACUUAGAAAAUUUCAGACCCCUAGCACUUUUCGUUUAGGAGAAAUCACUGUUGGCGUGACCAACAGUUUGACGACUUUAAAAAUGGGUUGGGUGGGGAAAAGGGUGUGGCUCCUUAGCAACUGUAGAUAUGGACAAAAAAUGUUUUGUAAGUUGAAGCUAUUAGACCAUUGUAUCUAUUAAUUCAAAUUAAAUUAUCAGAAAAGCACCUGCACUAUGAUAAAUAGUGCUCUCAAAAUAGCCCUAUUUUGACUAUCGAGCCACCUUAAGUGGUUCCGAAUAUUUGAAAAACAUUGAAAAAUAUUAAAGUUAAAUGUCAUUGAAAACUGAAAAUUCGCGUCGCGUUGCCAAAUCGCGUUCGAUCUGUAUGGACCUUUAAGGUCCUGACACACCGGACGCGAUUCGACAACGCGACGCGAUUUUUCGAUUUUCACUGACCGAUAACUUUGAUCCUAGUUUGAAUUUUCCAAAUAUUUAGAAUCGCUAUAACAUUUUGAAUUACUUGGUCUACAUAUGUUUCAAAAUUUGCUCUCAUUGGCUGUUUUAUUAACAAUUCAAAAACUAAAAAACCGCGUCGCGUUGUCGAAUCGCGUCCGGUGUGCAUGGAUCUUUAGUCGACUAAAUACGGCAAGUGUUCCAACUGCGUUUUUCGCACUCAGAUUUAAGGUUAAAGGUUUAAGGUUUAGAGUUUCGAAGGAUCUAUCUACUCUAUGUCCCUAUAAUGAUCUAUAAAUAAAGUAUCUAAUCUUAUUUCGUCCAAAAGUACCGCAGUAUCGUGUAUUGUACGACAUAGCAGUCGAGGCGCAUGACGCCAAAAAGAAGACCGCUGCAAACAAAGGCAGAUUUGACAUGUUCCCGAAAACGCCAGUGUCAAAGUUCGUCAGAGCAGCGAAGUUUGGGACGACAUUUGGAGGACUGGUGAAGAGUGUGCCCGCUUCUAUGGCCGUCCCACAAUCCCAAGAGCGCUCGGGGUCCAUUGUAGCAGCUUUGAAGAAAACCGCGAACGUUGCCAUGGAAAUAGGAUCGCCAGCGAAGUUGAUGGGCAAUGUAAUCGACGUCAUGAAAAAACCUGAAGCAAUCGAAGCUAGUGACGUCAUAAGGUAACAACCCACUGGUCUCUAAAGUUGACUGGAUAGUGUACAUGAUGGAUAAUUUACAUAAACUUUAGCUUUGAUUCUCUCGGCUUGGCAACGUAUUUUUUAAAAUUACUUCGCCAAUGAACUUAGUAGAUCGAUCGUUUUUGAAGCGAUUUAAAACAUUCGCAGUGCGUGUUUUAUCAGACCUAAAGAUACUCGGCUUCGCUUCGUAUCUUUAUAUCUGAUAAAACACUGCUGCUCAUGUUUCAAAUAAUAUAUAAUACGAGUGAUAUUUAGUUGCAUAAGCCGUGAAAUUUAGUGUCAUGGUUUAGGGGUAGACAAAUACAUGUUAGGUUUUCAAAGAACGAGGUCACAAAGUAGUAUAUCAAAAGUUUAAAAGUAGUAAAUGUUUCUGAACUGUGACUUGCAUGGUGAAUAAUGGUAAGCGUGUAUUUAGAAAUUUAAUGUAUUUCAUUACAGAGCAAAGAAAGGAGCCGCAAAAACAAGGAAAGAAGCCCAAGGGCAGGUUGGUUUAUAAAAUUAUAUUCAAUUUUAAGGAGCGAAUGAUAUUUAUGGCGUGGGCUGGCACCGAAGACAAAUUUUUUCGCGGUAAAAAUGUCGCAGAACCAACAAUUAAAAAGUAAAAAAAAAAAAUUACCCAGCCUGGAAUAUCAAUUAAAAAAUAAAUACCCAUCCCUGGCCAAAAACAUUACAAAAGGAUACCAUUCAGUUGUCACACAUGUCCUUUAUCAAAUCAAAUCAAAUCAUAUUUAUUUCCGUAGGGUAACCUCUUCAGUAAUGUAUCACUGGUAUCAAUGAGGGCACUUCUGUGGCAUGAGUUUGAUAACUGCCUGUGCAAUUUUCUGCAGUCUAAAGUUUCAUGUUGUCUGCACAUGUACUUUCUUUGGAGACACCAUUUGCCUCCUGACAAAUCGAAAAAUGAUCAAGAUAGUGACUCUGAUUGAUUUACAUAUUGUAUUGACAUAUGACUGUUGACAUUGCUUUCUAGUCUUCAAUAUUUGAGUGAAUCAUGCUUUGAAAAUGACAAUAAAUUUUUAUUAUACCCAACCCUUGUUUUGUUUUUCAUUUACCCAACCUUUUACUCACUCAAAAUUUUGUUUACCCAACCCCUUUCUCUUCGGUACCACCCCCACCAUAAAUAAUGACCUCUCGAAAAGCCCUCUCGAGCCUUUAAAGUUUCAAAUUGAAAAAGACACAGCAACUCGUUCAUUAAAUGUUGAAUUGCAAGAGCUCUUAUUUCGGCAUGCACAGUGACAAGUGUCUAUUUUUGCACGACCAUCAAGAAAAACCAUUUCAGCUCCGUAAUUCAGGUCGUGUUUCGAAUGAUCUACAGCGCAAUGCGCAGUGACGAGUGCGAAUGUUAUAAAAUUUACAAAAAAUUACAAUAACGACAACCGUACCGUUUCUCGAGGUUUUUGUGAAUUUGGCAAAAGGACAAAAGAAUAUUUAAAUAAGACAACUGAAAUUGCCUCAAUAACCUUCAAAGCACUAAGUAGAAUAGAUCAAACAUAAAUCGUAUACACCCCCCCGGAAAGUUUACUGUAUGACUGAAUGAAUGGCUCGUUUGAAUUUUCGCCACUCAUCACAAUACUGUAAAGUUUCGAAGAAACUUUACACUAAAAAUUAGCUUCUUUCUGGACCAAAUACAGUACGAAUGGUUUUUAGACCUAAUGCGGAACGAACGAGGUGGAAGGCGUAAUGAUUUUAAUGUAUUGAAAUAAGUCUACUAUAUAAUCUAUCACUGACUAGUAACAAAAUUGCAUUAUUUUCCUACGAACCGUGCCUUAUUUCAAUUCGUCAAAAUUAACCUGUCUCACAUCUCGUCCAAGCAAAGAGGAAUCAGAAUACUUUUAAUCACAAAUACUGGUGUUUCUCGCUUACAGGAAAAAGGAAAGAAGCAGUUAACAGCAAAGGAAUACAGAGUACUGAAGAAAAGGAUGCAGGCCGCUGGAAAGACCAUCAGACCUCUGGACUGA